This is a messenger RNA of Dentiscutata erythropus, 754 nucleotides long. Lineage: Eukaryota; Fungi; Glomeromycota; Glomeromycetes; Diversisporales; Gigasporaceae. The record is from the annotation of a GenBank genome assembly.
AUGAAUCCAGUUCUUCUAAAAUCCUUAAAUACAGCUGUUGUUUUCUUUAUAUUAGCUGCAGCUGCAUUUACACAGCUCAUAAACACCACCGCAGUUCCAUAUACUUAUAUUUCAUCUGAGCUUUACACUUUUGGACUCGUACCUUUACUCUAUUUUUUGCUUAUGGUUUUUGCCAUUUAUCAAUGGUCUGCACAAGUAAACGACAUUAUUGUUGAUGGUAUUUCAUAUAAUUUCAUUAUCAUUGGAAUUCUUCAUGGCAGUUGGUAUCUAAUUUCGUUAAUUCAUCUUUAUCUCGUUGAGGCAAUUGUACAUACUACAUUUACCGUAAUUUUAAUAAUUACAUAUUAUAAACUCGAAUAUUAUUAUCCUCCUGAAGGAAUUUUCGAUAAUCUUUUAAUUCAUAAGGUAUUCUCAAUUUGGACUGCUUGGUCUCUAUACGGAUCAACUUUAGGUUUCUGGGUUGCUAUUUCAGCCCUUGAUAACCUUCCUCUGUCAAUUAUUGCUUUAAUUAUUUUCAUAUGUAUUGGUUGGUUCGUAGUAGAUUAUUAUCCAACUAUUAUUGGUUUUUUCGUAAUAGAUUAUUCUCCAAAAAGUGAUUUUAUUUUUUCUGCUGUUAUUGUUUGGUGUUUAAUUGGUAUUGCUGCUAGACAAGUUGAUGUACUUCCUAUAUUCGUGACUACAACAACAGGGAUUGGAUUGAUUUCUGGUGCUAUUCUUAAAUCAAUUGUCAAUUUUUUUUCUGAACAUAGAAGGG